Molecule: messenger RNA, 3418 nt
Organism: Musa acuminata subsp. malaccensis (wild Malaysian banana)
Lineage: Eukaryota; Viridiplantae; Streptophyta; Magnoliopsida; Zingiberales; Musaceae
Product: 26S proteasome non-ATPase regulatory subunit 1 homolog A
Biological process (GO): regulation of protein catabolic process; proteasome-mediated ubiquitin-dependent protein catabolic process
Cellular component (GO): proteasome storage granule; proteasome complex; proteasome regulatory particle, base subcomplex
Molecular function (GO): enzyme regulator activity
Source: RefSeq, a predicted model, not a curated record
AGGUUGCAGAGUCUCCAAGUAAGGGGAGAAGGCGCACUCAUCUCUCUCUCUCCCCCUCCCAAUCCUUUCUCUUGGGGCGGCGAUCGUAGAAGCAACGGGCGUUGAGCGGCGGAAGAAGCCUGAGAUGGCGGUGGUAAGUUCGGCGAGUGGCCUUAUUGCGAUGCUCCACGAGCCGCACCCGGCGCUGAAGCUUCACGCCCUCGACAAGCUUAACUCCCUCGUCCACCUCUUCUGGCCCGAGAUCUCCACCAGCGUCCCGACCAUUGAAAGUUUAUAUGAAGAUGAGGAGUUUGAUCAGAGGCAACUUGCUGCAUUGGUGGUGUCCAAGGUGUUCUACUACCUUGGAGAACUUAAUGACUCAUUAUCUUAUGCACUUGGUGCUGGACCCCUGUUUGAUGUAUCAGAAGACACAGAUUAUGCUCAUACUCUCUUAGCCAAAGCGCUAGACGAAUAUGCCAGCCUCAGGUCUAAAGCAGCAAAAUCAAGUGAAGAGGAGUCAAAGAUGGAUCCUAGGUUGGAAGCUAUAGUGGAAAGGAUGCUAGACAAGUGCAUUUUGGAUGGAAAAUAUCAGCAAGCCAUGGGAAUGGCCAUUGAGUGUAGGAGACUGGAUAAGCUUGAGGAAGCUAUUACUCAUAGCGAUAAUGUUCAUGGUGCACUUUCGUACUGCAUCACUCUUUCACAUUCUUUCGUUAAUCACAGAGAAUAUCGUUGUGAGGUUCUCCGUCUGCUUGUUAAAAUAUAUCAAAGGUUGCCUUCUCCUGAUUAUCUAAGCAUUUGCCAAUGUCUCAUGUUUUUGAAUGAACCUGACACUGUUGCGACCAUUUUGGAGAAGCUACUAUCUGGGAGCAAGGAUGAUGCACUUCUUGCAUUUCAGAUUGCUUUUGAUCUUGAGGAAAACGAACACCAAGCCUUUCUAUUAAAUCUGAAAAGUCGUUUGGCUGGCUCGAAAUCCCAAGCUGUAGAUCAUGUGAACCCUGAACAAGGGUCUAGUGCACCAACUUCAGAGAACGGGAAUGCCACUGCUGACAAUGCAGUUGCUGCAUCUGAGGAUGUUCACAUGACAGAAGAAUCUCAUACUGCCAAUGGGACUUCACAAGAUAUCAAUCAAACUGAUGGUGCAUAUAAUGAGAGACUUGCAAAGAUAAAAGGAAUUUUAUCAGGAGAGACUUCAAUACAGUUGACUCUACAAUUUUUAUAUAGUCACAAUAGGUCGGACCUUUUGAUUCUUAAGACGAUAAAGCAGUCUGUGGAAAUGAGAAAUAGUGUCUGCCACAGUGCAACAAUAUGCGCCAAUGCAAUAAUGCAUGCUGGAACAACUGUGGAUACCUUUCUUAGAGAAAACCUGGAAUGGCUUAGUAGGGCAACGAACUGGGCUAAGUUCAGUGCUACAGCCGGACUAGGAGUCAUCCAUGGAGGCCAUCUGCAGCAAGGCAGGUCUCUCAUGGCACCUUAUCUCCCUCAAACUGGUGCUGUUGGUGGAGGCAGCCCUUACUCAGAAGGUGGUGCCCUUUAUGCUCUUGGGUUAAUUCAUGCCAACCAUGGAGAAGGCAUAAAGCAAUUUCUCCGUGAAAGCCUGCGGAAUACUAAUGCUGAGGUCAUCCAGCAUGGUGCAUGCUUGGGAUUGGGGUUGGCAGCCUUAGGAACAGCAGAUGAAGUAAUAUUUGAAGAUGUCAAAAAUGUACUUUAUACAGAUAGUGCUGUGGCUGGUGAAGCUGCUGGCAUUAGCAUGGGACUACUUAUGGUUGGGACUGCAAGUGAGAAGGCAACUGAGAUGCUUGCAUAUGCACAUGAUACACAGCAUGAAAAGAUCAUAAGGGGCUUAGCUCUUGGAAUUGCAUUGACAGUAUAUGGAAGGGAAGAACAGGCUGAUACAUUGAUUGAGCAAAUGACUAGAGAUCAAGAUCCUAUUAUCCGUUAUGGUGGCAUGUAUGCUUUGGCUUUAGGUUAUAGGGGGACAUCAAACAACAAGGCCAUCCAUCAGUUGCUUCAUUUUGCUGUGUCGGAUGUAAGUGAUGAUGUUCGCAGGACAGCUGUUCUAGCCCUUGGAUUUGUCCUAUAUUCUGAACCUGAACAGACCCCAAGAAUUGUUUCCCUGCUAUCAGAGUCUUACAACCCACAUGUCCGAUAUGGUGCAGCUCUAGCAGUUGGCAUUUCCUGCGCUGGUACUGGUUUAAGCGAUGCCAUUUCUUUGCUAGAGCCAUUGACGUCUGAUGUCGUGGAUUUUGUUCGCCAAGGAGCCCUCAUAGCUAUGGCUAUGGUUAUGAUCCAGACUAAUGAAUCCUGUGACUCUCGUGUUGGGACUUUCAGGCGGCAAUUAGAGAAGAUAAUUCUUGAUAAGCAUGAAGAUACGAUGAGCAAGAUGGGUGCUAUAUUGGCUUCUGGAAUUCUUGAUGCUGGUGGAAGGAAUGUAACUAUUAAACUGCUUUCUAAAACUAAGCAUGAUAAAAUCACAGCUGUUGUUGGGCUUGCAGUUUUCAGCCAGUUCUGGUAUUGGUAUCCCCUUCUCUAUUUUAUAAGCCUCGCGUUCUCCCCAACUGCCUUUAUUGGACUUAACUAUGAUCUGAAAGUUCCAAAAUUUGAGUUCUUAUCAAAUGCAAAGCCUUCCCUAUUUGAAUACCCCCGCCCAACCGCACCUCCCACUUCGACUUCAGCUAUCAAGAUGCCCACCGCUGUUUUGUCAACAGCUGCAAAAGCAAAGUCUAAAGCUAAAAAGGAUGCUGAACAUAAAGCUGCUUUGGAGAAGCCAUCGAGUGAUGAUACAUCUAGUGGUUCAACUUCUGGAAAGACGAAUAAAUCUUCUGAGAAGGAUACUGAUGCAAUGCAGGUGGAUAGUGCUUCGGAAAAGAAGGUGGAGCCUGAACCGUCUUAUGAAGUUCUGACGAAUCCAGCCAGGGUUGUCCCUGCACAAGAAAAGUACAUCAGAUUUUUGGAGGAAAGUAGAUAUGUCCCUGUUAAGUUAGCACCCUCUGGUUUUGUGCUUCUCAAGGAUCUACAGCCAACCGAAGUUGAGGUACUCACACUUUCUGAUGCUCCAACGACCUUGCCAUCCAACGUUGGGGGUGCUGCAACGGCCACAACCGGUCAGCAGGGAUCAGGGUCUUCUGCAAUGGCAGUAGAUGAGGAGCCUCAGCCCCCACAACCUUUCGAGUAUUCUGGAUGAUGACUGACUUACCCCAUGCAAGAAGGAACGCCAGUGGGGUGGCUCAUUGCUGGGAGGCAAAUCAAACUUUUCCGUUUCUUGUCGUCUUGUCGUGUCAUCGUAAAUUUUUUUUCCCCUCGUGUUGUGAGAUUUGUUAGUGCAAGGAAUCAAGGUUACAAUUAUCAGUCAUCGGGGCAAUGCCGGACAACAUUUUAAGCUUAAUUCCGUUUUAAACUUAAAUUCUGCUAUCAUGACACUUGGAAGUCUCAAGAUUUUACA